This is a messenger RNA of Penicillium salamii, 1158 nucleotides long. NCBI's taxonomy places the organism in Eukaryota, Fungi, Ascomycota, Eurotiomycetes, Eurotiales, Aspergillaceae. The record is from the annotation of a GenBank genome assembly.
AUGGCUAACCCACGCGAAUCGCAGACCAGAUUGGUCUCCACAUUACGACUCCUGAUCCCCCGAUUGCGCCUUCUACAAAAGAAAGAUACAGCCUCUUCAGUUGUCCAGCGUCGCGAGCUCUCCCAACUCCUCGGUGAAGGGCGUGAUGCAUCAGCGCGCAUCCGAGUCGAGAAUGUCAUCGCUACAGAUGUUGCAGUGGAAGUGAUGGAGAUGGUCGAACUCUACUGUGAACUACUACUAGCGCGCGCCAACGUGCUGGACCAACUGGCCUUCGGCGAACAAGGCACCCGCGCCCGCCAGCGCGCAAAGGAGCAAUUAAAGAAACGCACCCAGGCACAAGCGGCGGCCGCAGGAACAGCUACGGCGACAAAGGGCGCUAGCGAGAGCACCGGUUCGCGAUUCGGGUUCGGUUGGCUAGGCGGUGGAUCGCAGAAGAAAGAAGCCGAGCGGGCUAGUGCAUCCAUUGCUGGACUCGCAGAGGAUGGGGACGCUGGUACAGACGAGGAUAAUCCCUACUUGGACACUGCACUCGAUGAGGCCGCUGUCGUGGUGUUCUACGCGUGGAACCGCUUCCCGCACGAGGUGCGCGAGUUCACGAUGCUUCGCACUAUGCUAGACGAGCGAUAUGGCAAGGAGUUCCGUAUGCUGGCAACAGAGAACAAAGUUGACGGGGUUACUGUUCCUGAUCGGCUUCUCAAGAGCUUGCGCGUGCGCCCGCCUGGGCAGGAACUUGUGGAGAGCUACCUCAGAGAGAUCGCAAGGGCAUACGGCGUGGAUUGGCAUGGGCUCAAUGAGGAGACACCGGAGCUUGGAAGCGCACCCGAGUUUGUUGACGAUGUCGAGCCUGAGUUACCUCAAACGCCCGGCAAGCAGGGAGAGCCGGAUUUUUCUGAGGCCCGACGGGCAUCGGAGACGAGUGAAUUGAAUAAGGCGACGCCCCCGCGGGGACUCGCAGCUGGGCGCAGCCCUGUCAGUGUUGCACCCCCAGCUCCCAGGACUGAUAACCCAAACCCUCGAGUCAAGGUCCCCGGGACGGAUGACAAGGUUAAUGUUUCAAAUAACGAGACAGCGGGCGGUGCACCUAAGAAGACUAAUAAUGGGAUCCCUGAGCUGGAUGAGUUAACGCGGCGGUUUGCAGACUUGAAAAGGAAGCCCUGA